Molecule: messenger RNA, 2371 nt
Organism: Brassicogethes aeneus
Lineage: Eukaryota; Metazoa; Arthropoda; Insecta; Coleoptera; Nitidulidae
Source: the annotation of a GenBank genome assembly
AUGACGCUGUAUACAAUUAUAACUAUCUCAGUCGGUAAUAAUAUAGAACUACUUCAUCACAAUUGGAAUACUGUAUGGGCAAGUGAUGGGAUGGAUUUUCCACGACAAUUUGGGCGCUUACAUAAUCUCGCUGAUUCCAAACGUCUUCUUUAUCGCGUAUAUUUUUUUGGGCAGCGAUUACGAUCCCAGUGCCGAGAUGAAGGAAAUUCAAGCGAUAUGGAAAGGGAUGCUAAGGGCAAGUGUGCAGAGACUUUAAAAACAAAAGCAGCCAAAAAGGCCGCCUUAAACGACUGCGAAAACAAUUUGAAACGUGAUAGUAGCAUUUUCAGGCCAAAUCGAUGUGAAUACGGAUCUACUUCAUGUGAUGAACAUGGACCUUUGGAAGGGGAAGCCAAAGAAAAACCUGGGGAUUUACUUAAGACCACCAUAGGGGAUUUUGGAAUAUGGCAGUUCAAAAUUUCAUUGCUGAUGGCUCUCUUGAAGUUUCCGAUAGCCUGGUUCCAAUUGAGUAUAGUAUUUCUAGCCCCUCCAACGUCUUUCAGAUGCGCAUCGCCCAAUCAUCAGUUGCACGAUGAACUCAAUUUUAUUUCGCCGAAAUUUGACAUCAAACACGAAGGUUUAAAUACAGGGUAUUGCGAAAUGAUAGAUCCAGAAGAUAUGCACAAAACCCUACCAUGCGUUUUUGGUUAUGAUUACAAUAGGACAGUUUUUCACAGUACCAUCAUAACGGAAUGGGACCUCGUUUGUGGACACCAACGACUCAUAGAUUUGGCUCAAAUCACUCUGAUGUUGGGUGUCAUAAUCGGUAAUAUCUUGUUUGGUGUCCUGGCAGACCGCAGAGGCAGAAAAACAGUCUUAAUGACAUGCAUAUGUCUGCAAUCGCUGUUUGGAAUGAUCUGCGCAUGGGUACCAUGGUAUUGGGGCUUCGUGAUAGCCCGAUUAAUGCUGGGUAUAUCGAAUGGAGGUACCAUGGUAACCUCCUUUGUGAUGUGCAUGGAGGUGGUAGGUGGCAAGUGGAGAACCAUCGUGCCCAUUUUGUAUCAAAUUCCUUUCGGUUUUGGUAACUCCAUCAUGUCUGGGAUUGCUUAUUAUCUUCGCGAUUGGCGGUAUUUCCAAACCGCCAUAUCGGUGCUGUCCAUGUUUUAUAUCGUCUAUAUAUGGUUGAUUCCAGAGUCUCCAAGAUGGCUCGUGGCUGUUGGAAAAACUGAAGAGGCAAUGGUUAUUCUGAAGGAAGCCGCCAUUUGUAAUGAUAUAGAUCCCCAAACAGUAUCCGAAGCUAUGACGGAUUAUUCCAAUAUUCCAAGCAAUAACAAGAAAAACAAAUCAUCAUUUGCUGCUCUAUUCAAGACCUCGAAUUUAAGAAAAAGAAGUUCAUUGUUGUGUCUUAACUGGACAAUUGCCGGUAUAACCUUCUACGCCUUCUCCCAAUACUUGGGACACGUGUCCCAAAACCUCUACCUUACUGUGGCUUUUGGAGGUCUAAUCGCUCUACCCGGAAUUUUGUUCUGCAUUUACGUGGUGGAUCAUUUCGGUAGAAGGGUCACGAUAGCCUGCGCCAAUCUCCUCACAGCUUUGUGUUUCGUUGCCAUCAUAUUUGUGCCCAGAGGAAGGACAAUUGCCGGUAUAACCUUCUACGCCUUCUCCCAAUACUUGGGACACGUGUCCCAAAACCUCUACCUUACUGUGGCUUUUGGAGGUCUAAUCGCUCUACCCGGAACUUUGUUCUGCAUUUACGUGGUGGAUCAUUUCGGUAGAAGGGUCACGAUAGCCUGCGCCAAUCUCCUCACAGCUUUGUGUUUCGUUGCCAUCAUAUUUGUGCCCAGAGGAAGGUUCGCUCAUGAUUGGCCCAGAAUCGCUUUUUCUGGACUGGGAAUUGUUGGACUCUCGAUCUCAAUGCCAGCGUUGUACCUCUUCACCGGGGAGCUGUUUCCGACUGUGAUCAGAAAUGCGGGUGUUGGGGCUUCCGUGAUGUUUUCCAGAAUGGGGUCGAUGGUGGCGCCUCUGGUGAUAGCCUUGGAAGGUACCUCCACGAUUUUACCGCUGCUCUUCUUGGCGCUAGCUGCUAUCGUAGAAGCAGUUCUGGUGCUACCUCUACCGGAAACCAAAGGGCAGUCUUUACCGGAAACUGUGGAGGACGUGGAAAGAAAAAAAAUGCAACCACCCGAUCCUGAAUAUGAAAAUAUUCCGAAGGAAGAGUUUGAAAAUUGAUGUGAUAUAAAUUAAUUUGUAAGUGUAUAAGUAUAGUAAGUUUUUUCUAAAUGUCAUGAUUUGGAAAUGCCAUAUUAAGUUGUAAGUAAAUAUUGUAAAUAUUAUUUUAAAAUAAAUUGAAUACACAUUGUUAUUUAUUAUAAUACGAGUAAAUAAAUGAAAU